Echinops telfairi (small Madagascar hedgehog) is the source of this 1557-nucleotide messenger RNA. It is a transcript of the gene KRT78, whose product is annotated as keratin 78. The coding region runs from base 1 to 1557 and encodes 518 amino acids. Gene Ontology annotation, molecular function: structural constituent of skin epidermis. The record is from RefSeq and is a predicted model, not a curated record. The transcript has 9 exons. Gene Ontology annotation, biological process: keratinization; intermediate filament organization. Gene Ontology annotation, cellular component: keratin filament. Lineage: Eukaryota; Metazoa; Chordata; Mammalia; Afrosoricida; Tenrecidae.
AUGUCUCUCUCUCCAGGUCGGGCCCAGAGGGGCUUCAGUGCCCACUCAGCCUGUUCUGGUCCCUCGGGGGCCCCAGCCAGGAGCAGCUUCAGUAGCAGAAGCCUUAGUCCCUUCCGGGGAUGCAGAAGGGCUUCCAGCGGAAGCGCCUGGGGGUCAGGAGGAAGGCUGGGGAAGUGGUUUGGAGGGGGCAGGGGUGGGUCUGGGCUUUCCCAGUGCCCUCCGGGGGGCAUCCAAGAAGUGACCAUCAACCAGCAGCUACUGAGCCCAUUGAAGGUUGAGAUCGAUUCCCAGUUCCAGACGGUGAGGACCCAGGAGACCCAGGAGAUCAGGGCCCUCAACAACCAGUUUGCUUCCUUCAUCGACAAGGUGCGGUUCCUGGAGCAGCAGAACAAGGUGCUGGAGACCAAGUGGCACCUGCUCCAGCAGCAGCAGCAGGGGGUGAGUGGCCGCCAGCAGAGCCUGGACUCUGUCUUUGAAGCGUACUUCAGCCAACUCAGGCAUCGGGUGGAGGAGCUCCAGAGAGAUCGACGGGCUCUGGACGCCGAGCUGACAACGUUCCGGAACCAGGAGGAGGAGUACAAGGCCAAGUAUGAGCAAGAGGCCUACACCCGUGCCACCGUGGAGAAUGACUUUGUGGUCCUCAAAAAGGAUGUGGAUGAAGCCUUCCUGGGCAAGAUGGAGUUGGAAGGCAAGCUGGAGGUGCUGAGAGAGUACGUCUGCUUCUUGAGGCGUCUGUAUGAAGAAGAGUUGAGCCAACUUCAGACCCAGGUCGGUGACACGUCCGUGGUGCUGUCCAUGGACAACAACCGCUGCCUGGACUUCAGCGACAUCAUCACCAAGGUCCAGGCCCAGUAUGAGGAGGUCGCUCGAACCAGCAAGGCCGAGGCGGAGGCUCUGUACCAGACCAAGUACUGUGAGCUUGAGGCAUCCGUCCAGUCCCACGGGGACAGCAUCCGCGAAAGCAGAGCCCAGAUCUCCCAGCUGCACCAGGCAAUCCAGAGGCUGCAGAGCCAGAUGCAGACCCUCAGGAAGCAGAAUGACCACCUGCAGUCGGCCAUCGCCGAUGCGGAGCAGCGCGGGGAGCUGGCCCUCCAGGACGCUCAGGCCAAGCUGGUGGACCUGGAGGACGCCCUGCGGAAGGCCAAGCAGGACCUGGCUCGGCUGCUGUGUGACUACCAGGAGCUGCUCAGCACCAAGCUGGCCCUGGACGUGGAGAUCGCCACCUACCGGAGGCUGCUGGAGGGCGAGGAGUGCAGGAUGUCUGGGGAGUGCACCAGCCAGGUCACCAUCUCGGCAGUGGGAGGUGGCAGCACCGUGUCUGGCGGAGCCGGUGGAGACCUGGUGGGCACAUGUGGAUUCGGAGGCUGGAAAGGGAGCUUUGGGGCCAGUUGCUCCAGCCAAGUGAUCGGAGGGUCCAGUGUCGUCCUGGACUCCGGGAAGGGGGCUGUGUUUGGAUCCUGCUCCGUGUCCGGCUCCGGCUCCAGCUCCGGCUCCAGCUGCAGCACCAUCCUGAAGAAGACGGUCGAGUCCACUCUGAAGACAUCCAUCACAUAUUGA